AUGUUCGAACGUGCCCAGAAGGAUCGUAACAGGGAAGAAAAGAAUCUCAAAGUUUUAGUCAGAGAUCGUUUCAACAGCUGUAAGGCCUUUCCUGUGGAUACUUGUGGUGGAAGUAACGAAGAUGGGAAGAGCAAAGAGGUUCUUGAAUGUUCUUCAAGAUCCCCUGUUUCCGAAACAGAGGAUUCUCUACAGACUCCUUCUUCGAACCAAACUUCUUCUCCGAUAGAGACCAAUUCAAACCCGUUUUACAUUCCGGGUCAAUCCGAGAACCCUUCAAGAAAUGAGAUCACCACCAUGGGAGCUUCUUCCUUGGUUCAGAUUUGGGAAGCUAGGUCGCAGCAGUCAAGCUCGUGGCAAAGUCAAUCCUCCGAGAACUCGAACUCCAGUUCAUUUAUGGACGAGGCCAAAAACAACAACGACGAAGAGGUAGAUUCACAAUCAGACAUGAGUUAUGUUUCAGAGUCUUGUGAGAAAGAGAGAGAAGCAAGAUGCUUUCUUCCGUUGGUAAGGAUAAGAGGAAAGAAAGCGUUUGAUGAUUUCUUGAUGAUGAGUAUGCAUGAACGUGAAGAGGAUCUCAAAUGGCUCGCUGGUCAAUGCACGGUUUCCAAGUUCUCACCUCGCGGAUUAGGGCGAAUUCAGUGUAUUCUUCGAUUCAGAAGUUUUGAAAGGUGCAUUGCGAUUCAAGAAAGACAUUUGUCGAAACCAACUAACCGGUCUUCACGAGGUUCUAGUGUGGUAGACAAAACAAAGAAAGGUAAAGAACCAAUGGAGGAAAGUAACCUAAGGGAAGCUCAAGAGGCGAAUCAAGUCGCCAAGAAAGCUGUAUUGAGUGGAGAUGCAAGCAAGAAUUGUAAAAGGAGACUUAAAGAAGAUGAGAGGAAAGUUACAGAAGAAGGAGAAUGGUCAGGAGAUACUAUGGAGAAAGCUAUUGUGAUGGGAAGUGUAGAAAUGAACAAAGCUUCGUUGAGUAUCGCGGAGAAGGUGAAUCUUUGGGACUCUAAGGAGAGAAGUAUGUGGAAAGAUAAAAACGAGGAAGAGGCUGCAAGAAGAGGCGUUGAUGUGGAGGCCAUAGAGAUAAACAAAGACAGUGGAAAGAAAGAAGAAGUUGGUAGUAUUGAAGAAGGAAAAUCCAUGGAGACUGAGGAAUGUAGAAUCCAUCCUCAAGAAGUUACAGCAGUGAUUAGUUUGGAUGAAAGAAAGCAAGAAGAAACAGAAACAUUGUCCAUCCUUGAAUCACCAAGAUUUUUAAAUGGUUGGGAUGAAAAUGUAUUUGAUGGUGAAGAAGAAUAUGAAGAUUACAACGGAGAGAGUGAGUUUCAUGAUUGGGCUAGAUAUAUAUCGAAGCCACGGAGUUAUUGGGACGAUCUCCGGAAGCAACGGGAGCUUGAGGUUAUGAACGAGGAGGAGUCAAAGAAAGAUGAUAUUAUUCACAACCUAAUCAAAGAAAAGACGGUUUCUACCUUCCUCGCAAGCGAUCUUCGGGAAGAGAUCGAUAAAGUCUUGAUCUCACACCCACAAAAAAGAUUAGAAGAAGAAAGCAUUCAUGUGGAAGAAGAAGCAAUCUUAGAAGAAAAUGAAACAGAGAAAGUAGAUCCUGAAGCUGUGACUAUAUGUGAUGGCUUCAGUCAAACCUCAAGAAAGAGUACGCAGAGUUUCAAAGAUCAUGAAGUCGCUGCUUCAAUAUCUUUAGACUCUAAGGAACAUGAAAAUACUUCCUCCGAAACACAGAUGAUAUGUGAUCUAAGGGAAGAAAUGAAAGAGCUUCAAAGAGAAAUGCUCGAACUAAGAAGCUUAGUCAAAACUUGCGUCGAUUUCAAGAAAUCUCUGAAGUUCAAAUCAGUUUCAGGUUCAGUUUCAGAUUCUCUGCAAAGAAACUGUCAUGUUUGCUUCGAGAUGCCUGUAGACUCGCUUCUGUAUAGGUGUGGACAUAUGUGCACAUGUCUGAAAUGUGGUAAUGAGCUUCAGUGGAGUACAAAGAAAUGUCCGAUAUGUAUGGCUCCGAUUGUAGAUGUUGUGAGGGCAUUUCUUGAUUCUUAG
This is a messenger RNA of Microthlaspi erraticum, 2037 nucleotides long. The record is from the annotation of a GenBank genome assembly. Lineage: Eukaryota; Viridiplantae; Streptophyta; Magnoliopsida; Brassicales; Brassicaceae.